Molecule: messenger RNA, 780 nt
Organism: Mytilus trossulus (common blue mussel)
Lineage: Eukaryota; Metazoa; Mollusca; Bivalvia; Mytilida; Mytilidae
Product: cell adhesion molecule 2-like
Exons: 4
Coding region: 1-780 (259 amino acids)
Source: RefSeq, a predicted model, not a curated record
AUGAAAUCCAGAUUGGCAGUCACAGGUGAUCAUACUGCAGGAUACUAUCAUUUGAGUAUAACUGAUGUCAGAAAGAGUGAUGAAGGGAGUUAUGUGUGUCAACUAUCUGGAACAGCUGGUUCUACUACACAACAACUUACUGUCAUAACCAAUCUACCAUCAGGUGUUCUUAUUGGAAAUGUUGGAUUGGAUAAGAAAUUAAUUGGCACAGAAGGAGAAAAUCUAAUUAUUAGAUGUUUUGCAGUAGGUGGAGUCCCAGCACCUGAUGUGAAGUUACUGAUAUCAGAAUCUGUCAUUAAAGUAGCCAAAUCCUCCGUACAGUUUACAUUAUCAUCAGUACACAGAUCUUAUGAUGGGCAGAAUAUUACAUGUUUGGCAGGUUAUGAAGAGAUUCCUAAUUAUCCAUUUAAUGAGUCAGCCAGAAUUUAUCUGAAAUUAAAGCCAUAUCCUCCUAGAUUCAGCUCUGAUUCAGCAACCACAGAGGAAACUAAACCACUGGUAAUAUCAUGUACAUCAACUGGAAGUCGUCCAAAGGCUUCAAUAUACUGGUUUCUUGGAGAUGGUAAAAUUAAUAUUACAACCAAUGCAACACAAUCAUCGCCUUCUCAUGAUUCUACAACUGACACAUAUAGUAUUACAUCUACAUUAAUAUACAGUGUUGAUAGAAUAUAUAAUGGGAAAUACCUGAUUUGUGGAGCUAGUAAUGAGGCCACAAUGGAACAAGGAGGUGCUGUAGAGACUUCUAUAGCACUUAAUAUUACAUAUUUGGGUGUUGGUUAA